Messenger RNA from Plasmopara halstedii, 279 nucleotides. RefSeq lists its product as uncharacterized. The transcript is spliced from 2 exons. The coding region runs from base 1 to 279 and encodes 92 amino acids. The record is from RefSeq and is a predicted model, not a curated record. NCBI's taxonomy places the organism in Eukaryota, Oomycota, Peronosporomycetes, Peronosporales, Peronosporaceae.
AUGGUCACUGGAAAUGUGCGACUAUUCUCGCGUCUAAAAUCAUGGUCAGCGUUAUCAGUUAGUGAAGACAUUCAAGUGCGACGGUCAAAUAAUCGACGAAAGCGACGUAAGCGCAAUUACAAUGCAAGAAGGCUUAGACACGACGAAAAUAAAUAUUACAUUGCAGAGGAACGACAAGAGGUGGAGCACGAUGAAGUCAUUAGUCUUUCAGCUGCAGAGCUUGAAAACUGGCAACAGAAAGUGAUUAACCACGUUGAAGAUCAUUUCACAAGUAGAUGA